GUCACUAUAGGUCACCGACGGACUUUUUACGUUCCUCCUUCAAGAUGGAGGACGAGGUGGAUGUUGACAUCGAAGGAGACGAGUUCGAUGUUAAUAUCGGUGAGCAAGAUCCAAAAGGGUUAUUUCAGGAGCAGUCUGCGUGGAAGAAUAAUGUGGGCAUUCUGCCCUGGGAGUUGGAUACGUCCAUCAGCAACGAAAACCGAGAAGCUAUCCACAAAAUGCUACUGGAGGAGCAAUACUACCUGAAAGGCCAAACGAUUCCCGACCAUAUUUGGCCCAGUGAUGCCAACAACAAGCCUAAAAUGAGGAAAUCUCCGGCUAAGACUUCCUCCUCCUCCCGAUGGUCCAAACAGGAAAAAGAAUUGUUUGAAGAGGGGCUGGCGCAGUUUGGGCGAAGGUGGACAAAAAUUGCCAAGUUGGUGGGCAGCCGCAGUGUCCUUCAGGUCAAGAACUACGCCAGACAGUAUUUGAAACACAAAGCCAAGAUGGCACCGGGCAUGGCGGCUCCCUCUGCAAGCGCUGCACCGCCCUCACCGCACGCUCAGCCCAGCCCUGCCAACACGGUACGCAUGGAGAUGCUGGAUGAGGACGAGGACGAAGACGUGGACAUCACCGAUGACCUCGGCGGCGAGGUCCAGCCCGGACCUCCGCCCGCGCCUUCGCUCGGCCUCUUGGAAGAGCCCGCCGAGGACCGGGAGGCUGAAACGUCAACAGGGUCCACGCGGGCGGAGGAAGAAGAGAGGGAGCAUACUGCAGAGCCUUACGGACAGGAAGAAGAUCACGAGGAAGAGGAGGAGGAGGAAGAGGAGCUCAAUGUGCCGGAGCAGGAAGUGGAGCUGGACGUGGAAUGCAUCAGCGAGGACGAAAAGCAAGCCAUCCCGGAGUUCUUCGAGGGACGGCCUUCCAAGACACCCGAGAGAUAUCUGAAGAUCCGCAACUACAUCCUGGACCAGUGGCUGAAGAGCAAACCCAAGUACCUGAACAAGACCUCGGUGCGGCCCGGCUUGAAGAACUGCGGAGACGUCAACUGCAUCGGGAGGAUCCACACGUACCUGGAGCUCAUUGGCGCCAUUAACUUCAACUGCGAGCAAGCGGUGUAUAAUCGGCCCCGGGUGGCAGACCGCACGAAGCAGAAGGAGGGCAAAGACGUGCGGGAGGCCUAUCAGCUGGCCCAAAGGUUACAGAGUAUGCGGACCAGAAAGCGACGCGUGAGAGACACGUGGGGAAACUGGUGUGACGCCAAAGACUUGGAGGGACAAACAUAUGAGCAUCUUAGCGCCGUGGAGCUGGCCAUGCAUAGACAGCGCCCCAAAGCCUGCAAAAUGUUCAGACACAGAGGGUCUUUUGAUCCCUUCCAGCUCAUUCCAUGUAGGUGCUUUGGAGAGGACGCACAGGAACCAUUCAGAGUCAUUGUGUGUGCUGAGACGCUGCUGAUUAUGGACAUGCAUGCUCACGUGUCUCGAGGCGAGGUGAUCGGUCUUCUUGGAGGAACUUUCAACGAGGAGGAUAAAGUGUUGAAGAUCUGCGCGGCGGAGCCGUGCAACAGCGUGAGUACGGGGCUCCAGUGCGAGAUGGACCCUCUGUCUCAGACGCAGGCCUGCGACGUGCUCUCCUCUCUGGGCUUCAGCGUGGUGGGUUGGUACCACUCCCACCCGUCCUUCCACCCAAACCCGUCCGUGCGCGACAUCAACACGCAGGACCAGUUCCAGAGUUAUUUCUCCCGCGGUGGUGCUCCGUUUAUCGGGAUGAUCGUGAGCCCAUACGACCCGGCCAAUCCCUCCCCCCAUUCCCAAACCACCUGCUUGUUGGUCAAGGAGUGCCAAGACCCGCCGGCACCUCAAAAGCUUCCCUACAAAUUUGACUUCCUGCCAUCACAGGACAUCCCAGACUGGGAUCAGUCUUUAAGAAGAGCUCUGUGGAUCAUCCACAAAUACUCCCGAACAUCAGGGAGUGUGCGCAUGGAGCGAUUUUUCCGGAGAGACUCCCACCUCACCUGUCUGGAAAAGAUGCUGUCGUCGCUGGCGAGGUACCUGGAGCCGCUGCCCGACGAGAACGAAGAGGGAGAAGCCUUCCUCACUCAAAUCCACGCUCUCUUCCUUUCUGACUUCAUCGCCCAGCAGCCCAUUGAAGGCGAGCACCAGGAGAGCAAUACGUCAAGUAAUUCGCCCGCACCCGUGAGUUUGGGAGAUGUCGAAGAGGAUUCGGGAGGCGACGAAACCCACUCGAGCAACAUACUGCAUCUUGGCUCUGUGCUGUCCACUGGACAUGACUAUUUACUCUGAUAUGAUUGUAUUUAGAAUGCUACAUUUGUAUAUACUUUUUUUUUAACCAAUAUAUUAUGCAACUAUAUUUCCACUGAGAUUUUAAAUACAUUCUGGACAUACAAUACACUGAACUCUCUAGAAGAAAAAGUUGCUUAUUUGUAUACACAGUUUCAAGUGACCCGAUAUACAGGUUUUUCAAAACACGAUCUGUUGCUCAACGUUUUUUUUUUUUAACUUGCAAGGAAAGAUCUGAGAGGGCGAGACGGUGGCAGUAAACUUUUUAAAAAAUG
This is a messenger RNA of Hippocampus comes (tiger tail seahorse), 2554 nucleotides long. RefSeq names its product Myb-like, SWIRM and MPN domains 1 (gene mysm1). The record is from RefSeq and is a predicted model, not a curated record. Gene Ontology annotation, molecular function: protein binding; metallopeptidase activity. The transcript has 19 exons. Lineage: Eukaryota; Metazoa; Chordata; Actinopteri; Syngnathiformes; Syngnathidae. The coding region runs from base 45 to 2282 and encodes 745 amino acids.